Molecule: messenger RNA, 3024 nt
Organism: Apodemus sylvaticus (European woodmouse)
Lineage: Eukaryota; Metazoa; Chordata; Mammalia; Rodentia; Muridae
Gene: Mcoln3
Product: mucolipin TRP cation channel 3
Exons: 15
Coding region: 332-2017 (561 amino acids)
Cellular component (GO): plasma membrane; lysosomal membrane
Molecular function (GO): NAADP-sensitive calcium-release channel activity
Source: RefSeq, a predicted model, not a curated record
CUCAGAGGACGUGGAUUAAAUUUGCGUCAAACUUGAAUAGAUUCAAAAUUAGUUUUAGCUUUGUUAGUUAAGGAAAGAGGUAGUGAACCACAGAAUAACAAUGGGAAAUAGUGGCUAGAGACAUUUCAAGUCGAGUUUACUGCAGAAAAUCUGGUGCUUCUCAGCCAUCAGAAGUUCUUCAGGUGAACAUGACCUUCCUGUGAGGAAGGCUUGAGCACAAUUGCCAACUACCACAAAUUAUGCAUUUUCCCACAUUUGGGGAAGUCACGAGGAUCAGGAUAUCUGACAUACAGUGGAUAAGCCUCACCCUGGGAAGACCUCCUUCUUGGUUAUGGUGUCUUCCCUUCCAAAGAUGGCAGCUCCCGAGGUGGUGGUGGUGAGCAGCUGCAGCUCGCGCCAGGAUGAAAGUCCCUGCACUUUCCACCCGAGCUCGUCCCCGUCCAAGCAGCUUCUCUUAGAAGACCAGAUGAGGCGGAAACUCAAAUUCUUUUUUAUGAAUCCUUGUGAGAAGUUCUGGGCUCGGGGUAGGAAGCCAUGGAAACUUGCCAUACAGAUUCUGAAAAUCGCCAUGGUGACUAUCCAGCUGGUCCUGUUUGGACUAAGUAACCAGAUGGUUGUAGCUUUCAAAGAGGAGAACACCAUAGCCUUCAAACACCUCUUCCUAAAAGGAUACAUGGAUCGAAUGGAUGACACCUAUGCAGUGUACACACAGGAUGAUGUGUAUGACCAGAUCAUCUUUGCAGUGACCCAGUAUUCGCAGCUUCGAAACAUCUCUGUCGGCAACCAUGCCUAUGAGAACAAGGGGGCGAAGCAGUCGGCUAUGGCGAUCUGUCAGUACUUCUACAGGCAAGGAACCAUCUGCCCCGGCAACGAUACCUUUGACAUCGACCCAGAAGUCGAAACAGAAUGUUUCCUUAUAGAGCCAGAUGAAGCUUUCCACAUCGGAAUGCCUGGAGAAAAAAAACUCAACCUGAGCCUGGACUUCCACAGACUCCUGACGGUAGAGCUCCAGUUUAAGCUCAAAGCCAUCAAUCUGCAGACAGUUCGCCACCAGGAACUUCCUGACUGUUACGACUUUACUCUGACUAUAACAUUCGACAACAAGGCUCACAGUGGAAGAAUCAAAAUCAGCUUAGACAAUGACAUUUCUAUCAGAGAAUGCAAAGAUUGGCACGUGUCUGGAUCAAUUCAGAAGAACACCCACUACAUGAUGAUCUUUGAUGCCUUUGUCAUUCUGACCUGCUUGGCCUCACUGGUGCUCUGUGCCAGGUCUGUGAUUAGGGGUCUUCAGCUUCAGCAGGAGUUUGUCAGCUUUUUCCUUCUUCACUACAAGAAGGAAGUUCCGGCCUCUGAUCAGAUGGAGUUCAUCAACGGGUGGUACAUUAUGAUUAUCAUUAGUGACAUAUUGACAAUCAUUGGAUCAAUUCUGAAAAUGGAAAUCCAAGCCAAGAGUCUCACAAGCUACGAUGUUUGUAGCAUACUUCUUGGGACUUCGACCAUGCUCGUGUGGCUUGGCGUUAUCCGAUACCUGGGUUUCUUUGCGAAGUACAACCUCCUCAUUCUGACCCUUCAGGCUGCGCUGCCCAACGUCAUGCGGUUCUGUUGCUGCGCUGCUAUGAUCUAUCUAGGAUACUGCUUUUGCGGAUGGAUUGUGCUGGGCCCUUACCAUGAGAAGUUCCGUUCUCUGAACAGGGUCUCCGAGUGCCUAUUCUCGCUGAUAAACGGAGAUGACAUGUUUUCCACAUUUGCGAAAAUGCAGCAGAAAAGUUACCUGGUCUGGCUGUUCAGCCGAGUCUACCUGUACUCAUUCAUUAGCCUCUUCAUAUACAUGAUUCUGAGCCUUUUCAUCGCGCUGAUCACAGACACGUACGAAACAAUUAAGCACUACCAGCAAGAUGGCUUCCCAGAGACGGAACUUCGCAAGUUUAUAGCGGAAUGCAAAGACCUCCCCAACUCUGGAAAAUACAGACUAGAAGAUGACCCCCCUGGUUCUUUAUUCUGCUGCUGCAAAAAGUAACUGCUUGGGAGGAAGAUAUCGUGUGUGGCUGAGUCAGAGACAAUAUGGAUUAUCUGUGAUCACGCAACAGUAUGUUCAGAUACUAGUAUUCUGAGUUAACUCAGUUAACUUAAGCAAGACCUGUUUAUAUUCUUUUGAAAAUAUUUAAUGUCUCACAUUCUGCUUACAUUAGCAUUUUUAAAAUGAUUGAUUUGAUGAGGGAAGUCAAUGGGUCUUAGUCGCUGUAGCUCUUAAGUGUGUUUUCUAACCCCCUUUACCACACAGCACGCCUUGUGCCUGCCCUGAAAAACAAGCUUUGGCCUCUCAGCAACUGUGGACAACCCAGCGUCCUCUCCAAGAGUCGGGAUAAUUAUUCCACAUCGGACACCAUUGUAUCUUAGAGUCUAUCCUUAAAUGAAGGCAGAACAAUAGAGAGAGCCCCACCACAGCUGCAGGUGGGAUGCUUGGCUCUGAAGGACAGUCAUUAUUUGAUUCUUGUAUUCAGUGAAUCUCUGCCCUUCAGUGUUAAGGUACAAGGUUGGAAGAGCAUCUAUACACAAAUGAGGUCCAAGCACAGGCCAAGGAGGUAUUGGAUUAAAACAGUGAUGGUGUUGUUAACAUCCAAGCAGCGUGGGGGAAGCUGGUGAUACAACGUGCCUUCCGUCAGCCCACGCCAUCUCCACAAACCUGUCUGGGGUCAGGAUUUUUGGUUCUAUGGUUUGAAGUUCUAGAACCCAUGUUCAAAAUUUUAAAAAUGAAUUUUAAAAAAUUUGAAAAGGCAUGGAAUUAGGCUCUACAUUUUGUAGUUCUCUAAUGGAAAAUUAUGGGGAAUUUUUGUGGUAUAAUAUUUAUUUUAUGUACUGUUUAACCAUGCAGACAUUAAUUCAAUUGUGUAUAAUAAUGACUUUACAAGAGCUCCUUUAAAAAAGAAUAAACAUUUUUAACACAUUAAGGUUGCACUAGAGACAAAAUGAAGAUACCAGCUUGUUUUGUAAUUUAUUAGAAUACAACAUGAACUUUAAAACUGC